Messenger RNA from Trichobilharzia szidati, 3028 nucleotides. The record is from the annotation of a GenBank genome assembly. Lineage: Eukaryota; Metazoa; Platyhelminthes; Trematoda; Strigeidida; Schistosomatidae.
AGUAGAUUCAUAUCAUUCGUUCACUCGAUUACCACAAACACAGUCUUCUAAGGAAUCGAUUACUGCUAGUCAGCUAAAACUUUUAUAUCCUCAACGGUAUACUUCAUCGCCUGGAAUAAACGAGGAGUUAACAGAAAGUUCAAUUCCUGUGACUACAUGUGAUACUUCAACAAAUAUAUCAAAUAUAUGGCCACAGCCAAUGAACAGUAUUCAAUAUUCAUCAAAUUUUUUAUCUUCAUAUCCUACAAGUAUGGCAGCAAUGGCUGCAGCUGCUUCAUGUUAUCCUCUACCGUAUGGUUCUACCCACCCGCCAUCUUUAUCCCCUGCUGCAACAACGAAUACAGCUCAACUUUAUCGUUAUUUAAAUGAUAAACAGUUAACCAAUAAUAAUAAUAGUAGUAUGAAUAACGCUCAUCAUAAUUUAUAUCAUCAAACGCUGGGACGAAUUAAACAACAAUCGAAUUAUACAACAUCAACACCAAUUUCACCUCCGAUCAAUAAUACAAAUAAUCAUACAUCAGAGGAAGAGGGGGAGGAGAAUUUUCUAAUGCCGCCAUAUUCUGUCAAUUCAGCGAUAUGCGGUGGCUUGUAUAAUAUGCCCCAAAACCUAAUCAAUAAUCGUUUAUCAACUAGUCAACAGAUUGCCUCAACAACGCUGACAUCUAUACCAACUUGUGAGACAAGAAGAAAUCCAUCUAAUAAUGGUGAACUGUAUUAUUGUCAAUGGGUAGAUCCAGUGCCUACUGUACCAGGUUCAUUGCCAAAACCAUGUUCAAGAGUAUUUGAUUCUGUUACAGAAAUAGUUAAUCAUAUCACAUUGGAACAUGUUGGCGGGCCGGAACAAUUAGAUCAUACAUGUUAUUGGAAAGAUUGUGUACGAGAAGGGAAACCAUUUAAAGCAAAGUAUAAACUAGUGAAUCAUAUACGUGUACACACCGGUGAGAAACCUUUCCCAUGUCCAUUCACUGGAUGUAUGAAAGUAUUUGCACGGAGUGAAAAUUUAAAAAUUCAUAAAAGGACACAUACUGGUGAAAAACCAUUUGUCUGUGAAUUUGAAGGAUGUGAUCGUCGUUUCGCCAAUAGUUCAGAUCGUAAAAAGCAUAUGCAUGUCCACAUGAAUGAUAAACCAUAUUUCUGUCGAUUUAAAGGUUGUGAUAAAAGUUAUACACAUCCUAGUUCACUGCGUAAACAUUUACGUGUACAUUAUUUAUCACCGAAUGAAGCAUUGAAUCCAGCCGAUUUUGAUACACAUUCAAAUUCAAGUGAUACAAUGAUUACUAACACUAAUAAUCAUAUUAACAAUAAUAAUAAUAAUAGCGUGAAUCAAUUGAACACGAAUGAAACACGGACUUGUCAUUCACUAACAAAUAAUAUCAAGUUGACAACAAAUUCUACAGAUUUUAUAAAACGUGAUUUAAAUCAUUCUACUAGAAAUACUGAUAAUUAUUAUCCUAUAAUGAAUAGACAAAGUGAAGAUCAUAAACAUACUACUAAUAAUAAUACUUCAGUUAGUAUAAACAAUACUAUAAGUAGUAUAAAUAUUAUAAAUAAAAUAAAGAAGAAGAGUAGAGAAAGCCCACUAGAAGCAUCAGAUCAUUCAUCAUUUCGUAAAUCAUCCUGUAGAAAACGUCAUUAUUCUUCAAGAAAUGAAUAUAAUGCUGAUAAUUUCCCAAAUUUUAAUACUACUACUGAUAUACAUAAUAGUAGUAGUAGUGUUAAUGUAAGAUCAUCUACUUCACAAGAUUUUAUAUCACAAUUAGCUGCUGUUGUAUGUGGUCCAGCUGAUCGAGAAUUUAAACUUCAGCGUAAUAAUCAGAUGUUUAAUGAUUUCCAGCAAACAAUACAGCAGCAACAGCAGCAACAACAACAACAAUCUGAACACCCUUCAUCACAGUUCAGAAAUGAACAAAAUAUAUGGGAACAUUUAGUAAAUGAAAUGCCUGAUCUCCAUAGUAACAAUAAUAAUAAUAAUAAUGGUGAUAAUUAUAAGAAAUCAUUGUCUACCUCAGCUUAUUUAACAUCUAGUUAUGCAAAUGAACCAUACUCACCAAUUUCUCGUGCAUAUUCCUCACUCAAUUUCGGAGCUGCAUUGCCAACUAUCCAACAGAUGACACCGCCUUCACCGAUCACAAUAUCAGACAACAAUGCACAACAAAGUUUAGAUAAUUUAAAAGUGAAAGCAGAUUCGUUACAAUUAAAUCGACCAUUUGAACUACACAAUGUAAUCAAUAAUAAUAAUAACAGCUCAUAUCUUAAUGAACAGUCUCAACAGGAGCACCAACCAACGCAUAGUCUACAUCAAUCAGCUCAACGUCAAAUGAACGAGUAUACACAAAACUUGUUUCAAGCAAAUGAUUUCCUCAUAGAAUCUCAAAAAACUUUUGAUAUGACAAGAAAUGCCUAUCAUAACAAUAAUAAUAAUAACAAUCAGCAUAGAGAACAAGUGAAUUCCCUUUCACCGACUACACAACUUUAUCAUUCCGAUAGUCACCCCGCUGCUUCACAUCCAAAUUUUCAACAUCAAGUGAUCAACUCCUCUCCAAAGUUGUAUGAUAAUUUAUAUCCGUUAGACACAAGUUUUUUGUAUACAUGCAACAAUAAUUCCCAGUUGUUACAACAUCAACAACAGAGACAACAACAACCUCAAGAAGAACACCAACAACCUCAACAAUUGAUCCAAGGACUGUUGUUAAGUCACCACCAGCAACAGCAGCAACAACAACACUCAGGAUAUUCAGAGACUAGUCAUCAAUCGAAUUCCACUGAUUCUGAUUUAGAAAGUGCUAGUAUAUUGUUCAGGAAUAAUAGCUCAUUUGUUAAUAUGACCACCAGUUGUGUAACACAAUUGUCCACAAAUGUAAAUACACUUCCUACACUGACUACUACAUGUACAACAAUGAGUACAAUAACAACACCAAUGACGACGACAACAACAGAUUGUCAAUUAUACUCACCGUGUAAAAAUUCACUAACAGACAGUCACAAUCAUGUUAAAUUCAAACAAGAACAAAUAGAAAUCAAAAAGUAG